Molecule: messenger RNA, 300 nt
Organism: Oldenlandia corymbosa var. corymbosa
Lineage: Eukaryota; Viridiplantae; Streptophyta; Magnoliopsida; Gentianales; Rubiaceae
Source: the annotation of a GenBank genome assembly
AUGGGGGAAACAACACGUUUCUGGAACGAUGUGUGGCUGGACUUAGAAAAACCAAUCAAACACUACAUACAUACACAGCUACCACUUCACACACUCAAGAAGAAAAUAAAGGACUAUGUGGACAUAAAUGGAAAUUGGAAAUGGAGUGAGAUCAACAUAUAUGUACCUGAGGAAAUCAGAAGCAAAAUCCUCUCCACGCCACCACCAGACUCACAAACUGGGCCAGAUAAAGCUUUUUGGCGCUGGACCAGGAAGGGCUCUUUCACCACAGCAUCAGCAUACCAGCAGCUUAAACAAUAA